Messenger RNA from Trypanosoma cruzi, 622 nucleotides. RefSeq names its product serine/threonine protein phosphatase, putative. NCBI's taxonomy places the organism in Eukaryota, Euglenozoa, Kinetoplastea, Trypanosomatida, Trypanosomatidae. The record is from RefSeq and is a predicted model, not a curated record. Gene Ontology annotation, molecular function: protein serine/threonine phosphatase activity. Gene Ontology annotation, cellular component: nucleus; cytoplasm. The transcript has a single exon. The annotation marks the transcript as partial.
AUGAACAGAAUGCAUGAUAAUCAACGGGAUUGGGAUGACGAAACGGUUUAUUUUUAUCCCCCAAGAACCGUUCCACCUGCAAUUAAUAAAUACACCAGACUGAUUUCAGAUCUCUUGCAAAAUAUCCCCAUUACUGACGCUCUCCCUGGAGGUGCUCCCAUGGCCAUUGCCCUCUGUGAGGAUGCAAAGAAGGUGCUGGAGAAGGAGAGUGUCGUGCUAGAUAUUGAUGUCACUGAAAAGGAUAACCUGAUUAUUGUUGGCGACAUUCAUGGUCAGUUUGCAGACCUCUUACAAAACGUACUAUCGAUGCAGUUAGUGCAGCAAGAGGAGGACUGUGUUCCCAGUAGGCCUUUGGGCUCAGUUUAUAAGUUUUUAUUUUUGGGCGACUACGUGGAUCGUGGCCCACGCAGUGUUGAAGUAAUCACUCUUUUGCUUGCGUUAAAGAUAGAGUACCCUACUCAUGUUUUGCUUCUUCGUGGAAAUCACGAGGAGGCACAGACGUCUCGCAUGUACGGGUUUUUCCAAGAAUGUCGUGUAAAAUUGGAAGGAAAUGAUGAGAGGGUAGGUGGUGGUUGUACGAGUAUUUCAAGCAGUGCAUGGCUGCAGUACAAUAUGGUGUUUU